Messenger RNA from Ruditapes philippinarum (Manila clam), 1542 nucleotides. RefSeq names its product dehydrogenase/reductase SDR family member 7-like. The record is from RefSeq and is a predicted model, not a curated record. The transcript is spliced from 8 exons. Gene Ontology annotation, molecular function: oxidoreductase activity. Bases 173 to 1141 code for a protein of 322 amino acids. NCBI's taxonomy places the organism in Eukaryota, Metazoa, Mollusca, Bivalvia, Venerida, Veneridae.
UGUUAUUUCUUCAUAUACACAAAUUUACCAAAAUUUCAAUGUCAAACUCGUUGUUGUUGUUGUUGUUGUCGAGCCGGUGUAAUAUGUGAAUGAAUAGAUUCGCUCAUUUUUGUACGGGGUCAAAGUGCGGAAAGGUGCAUUACAAGUAUAGGUUUUGAAAUCUUAAGUAAUAAUGGAGAUGUUACUGGCUGCAGCUGUUGUUGUAAUCAUUGGAGUGAUUCUUUUUAAAUACCUUGACUGUGAUCUCACUUUACUGUGGAAUAUCAAAUUUGGUAAACAGUCCAGUGAUUUAGUUGGUAAGGUGGUAUGGAUUACAGGAUGCUCUAGUGGUAUUGGUGAAGCUCUCGCAUACGAAUUUGCAUCUGCUGGUUGUCGUCUGGUUCUUUCUGCAAGACGGGAAAAUUUACUCAAUAAAGUGAAACAGAAAUGUAUAGAAACUUCUAGAGGAGCAUUGACAUCUGAUGACAUUCUUGUACAACCACUGGAUCUCCUUGACUACAAUUCACAUCCAUCAGUAACAGAAACUGUCUUCAAAUAUUUCAAAAAGGUUGAUAUUUUGGUGAACAAUGCAGGUCGGUCUCAGAGGGGUCUUAUUGUUGAAACUGCACUGGAGGUUGACCGGCAAGUGUUUGACCUUGACCUACUUGCACCAAUAUCUGUUACCAAGGCAAUUCUUCCAUAUAUGAUAAAACAAGGUGGAGGUCACAUUAUGUGUACAAGUAGUGUGGCAGGAAAACUUGGUGCCCCAGGGUCUGCAAGUUACACUGCUGCUAAACAUGGAAUUCAGGGAUUUUUUGACACACUGCGUAUAGAAUGUGCUCCAGACAGUAUAUCAAUCACAAUGGCGUGUCCAGGACCUGUAUUUUCUGAAGCUCUAGUACACGCCUUUACAUCAGAACCCAAUAAGAAAUUGAAUGUUGAAAUGAAGAAGUCCUGGAACAGAAUGACGGCUGAACGAUGUGCGUAUCUUAUGGGAGUGGCUGCAGCAAAUAAAUUACAUGAAGUUUGGUUGACUCCUAAUCCAGAAUUAUUUUACUGUUAUCUGUUCCAGUAUAUACCAUACUUUGCUAAAAAAAUUGCAGUAAAACUUGGUCAAGGUAGAGCCAAUAAAGUUAAAGCAGGAAUAGCGGAUUUACAUUGAAACUACAACACUGGUUCUAGGAUAUAUAAAUGUGAUAUUAUAGUCUGUGAUAAGCUUCAUAUCAUAAAUGUGUUCUUAAAUUCAUACCCGACAUGUUUCAAGUGUGUUAUACAGGGAUUCUUUGUACAAUCUUCAUUCAUCAUAUAUGAAUCUGAUUUUAAGAAAGUUUUGAAAUUAUUAACUAUUAUUUUUUCUGUUUAUAAAAAUUAUUGAAAUACAAUGUAUAGUGACUAAGUAAUUUGGUAUUACCAUAGGUAUGAAUAUUCAGUCUAAGAAAGUGAGAACUUGUUCAUUUUUGGUGAUUAAAAUCUGAUCAUGAAAUAAAGAGCACAACCUGUGAAAUUUCAUAGAUAAAUUCAUCUAGUACUAUAACAUUAUUUAAUAAAUAAAAUAAAAUUUGA